Branchiostoma floridae (Florida lancelet) is the source of this 5558-nucleotide messenger RNA. Its product is annotated as malignant fibrous histiocytoma-amplified sequence 1 homolog. Gene Ontology annotation, biological process: signal transduction. Gene Ontology annotation, molecular function: protein binding. Bases 833 to 4726 code for a protein of 1297 amino acids. The record is from RefSeq and is a predicted model, not a curated record. Gene Ontology annotation, cellular component: extracellular matrix. Lineage: Eukaryota; Metazoa; Chordata; Leptocardii; Amphioxiformes; Branchiostomatidae. The transcript has 4 exons.
GCAUUGCAAACAAAGGGACGUAGCAAGAAGAAUGGCGGGGGGGGGGGGGAGGGGUCUGGUUGAAAAUCGUUUCACAAAGAUGCACUGACAAAAUGCUUGUUCCAUGGCGUUCAUUGUGAGCAUGGAUGCACGAGUAGAAAGAUCCAUGUAUGUAAACUGCGAAUUUAGUCUAAAAAUGACAUCUUCCCCCAACAGCCGCUGUGGUUCCUCCCAAAGCAAAAACAAUGACGUGACCCCUCAAGGCCUAGUGGCUUCAGAACAUUUCACCUUUCAGGUGUGCCACGUAACCGCUGACAUUUUGUUUAUAUCGCUCCACGGCAAGGUAAUCUCAUCAAAUAGGUUGGCCUUCUUGAUGCCAUUUGAUGCUUUAGUAUAUCAACGGCAACUCAUGGGAAACAUUUCCGCCUUGAGUAUCUUAAUUUGAGCUCUACAACUCCAACGAAGUGAAGGACUACUUUGUCGUCUGGAAAGCCCCUGUUAUCCUUCCGCGUCUGCUGGAAAGUCCCGCCAUAAAAAACGGGAAGUACCGAAACUAGACGCUGGUGUUGCCGACGUGGCACUGAUUCCACUGUGCCGCUACAUUUCGCCGCUACUAUCUCUGACUGCACUCACAACGACUUCGACCUGUGCCCCAGGCGAGGUGAAACCAGGGGCACCGCCUCCAAGAAAGGCACACAAUACAACCUAUCACAAUCGCCAGACGAGUAAACAAAGGUUAACAGGGAACAAUUCUGCGUCUUACUGAGCAAACCACAGCCUUUCAGUCCCAUUAGUUAUCAUACAUAACCAUAGUCAUUCAUUUCAAUUAGCUUGUCUUAAACCGUUUGGUACGAUGGAGUUUUCCAAUCUUUUAGAAAACCCAAUGGCGGUGAUAGAGCUCUAUGGAGGGCAUGUAGGAUGGAUCCUGAUGACAUGUUUGGUGGCAACAGUUGUAACUAUCUGCUUCUACUAUUUAGUAAAGGGGUUCCAAAACAGACAGACACAAGAAGAUGUAUCGCCUCAACAGUACGACCAGGAGUCCUUAACAUGUCCUAUUUGUAGGAGCGACUCGUGUGAUGAUGACCACGAAUCAACUUUUCUUUUCCAUCGAGAACAAUACAAAGAACACUCUGACGUAGAGCAUAUCAAGCUCACACAAAAUGAUGAGAAUCGUUCGCUAACGAUCUUUGAGGAGAUUGAAGAAUUCAAACAACUGAAAACCGUAACAAUCAUAGGCAUUGAACUUGAUGAUUCUAGCUUGACAAAUUUAUUUCAGUGUGUCAGUAUACACUCUCUCCAAUUGUCAAAAUGCCAGCUGGAUUCUGUACCACAAUCUCUGGAAAACCUGAAAGACCUAGAAGUUCUUGACCUUAGUCAUAACAACCUGUCGACUAUACAAGCUGUGCCUAUGGAAUCACAGCCCUGUCUAAAGAGCUUUAACGUAAGUCACAAUAACAUACUUGGUCUUAGAGAUGUAACUAACUUCAGAUCUGUUAAAAACUUCAAUGUGUCUUACAACAGCAUUGAAGAGAUUCCAUAUGAAAUACUUGAAAUGGAAAACUUAGAGGCCUUUUCUUGCAAUCAUAACAAGACAGUCAGGUGGCUCGAGCCAUCUGCUGGAAAAAAGAAGGUCAGUGCAUUCUCUUUAGUAUUUCUAGACCUAUCUAAUAAUUUGCUUCAGGAGGUACCCAAAUGUUUAAAAGAAUUAGGUAACCUAUCGGAGGUUAACCUCUCACAUAACAAGAUAGGAGCAAACAUGAGCAAAAGAAUGAUAUCACUGCAGCUUGCUGAGCUCUUCUAUCUGCCAUGCCUUUCUACUUUGCUGCUUAUGAACAACAACAUUAAAUCGUUGCCCGUACUGGAAAUGGCAAGGGUGUCGCCAAGCAUGGAGUAUAUUGAUAUCAGUAACAAUAAGCUUAGUAAUGUAGCUGAAGCUCUGCUGCUAUUGAGAAGUUUAAAAGCAUUGUUACUUAGCCAUAAUAAGAUUAAAAAGCUUCCAGUGGAUUUGGAUCUAAAUGACCUCUCUCCAACGCUGUGUGUCGUCGAUCUAAGUCACAAUAAGUUAGAGGAUCUACCGCUAGCUCUUUGCUUUCUUCGUUCGUUGAAGAAGCUGUACCUCAAGCAAAACAACAUCAGAACAAUAAGUGAAAACGUGAAAAGUUGUAAGAGCCUUGCUAUUCUUGACGUGUCCCACAACUGGCUAAGGGAGAUACCGUCUCACGUGAUCAGCUUGCCAAAUCUUGUGGAAAUCCGUGCCUCCCACAACCAUAUCAAUUCUGUCAGCUCUUUGCAAAAGAAUGAGGUGAAUGUGAUUGAAAUGAUUGCCUUAGCAGAAAAUCACUUUACACACUUCCCAGAAGCCCUCAUUCAGAUGGAUAAAAUAAAGAAGGUUGACUUAACAAACAAUGAAAUAAAAGUCAUCCCACAGUCUAUCAUGGGUAUGCCCAAAGAUGUAAAGCUAAAUUUACAAGGCAACCCCAUUAUUGAUCCCCCAUUACAGGUGUGUCAGGCAGGCCUGUCGGCCAUACAGGCGUUCUACGAAGACUUGACAACGGCCAGCAGUAUCACACAAUGUCUCAAGACACUGUUCUUGGGGACCUAUGAAGCUGGGAAGACCAGCCUUGUCAGAGUUUUUCAGCAGAAUCGUUCUUGUCUGACAAAACCUGAGGAAAGAACACAUGGCAUAGAAAUAGCUGAACUCAAUCUCUCUGCCCCAAAUACUUCUGAUAUCACAUUAUCAGUGUGGGACUUUGCUGGUCAAGAAACAUACUACAUGACUCACCAAUUCUUCUUGAGUUCUAAGGCCCUUGUGCUUUUGAUAGUUAAUCUGGAGAAGUAUGAUUCCAACAGCUUUUCUCACACAUGUGGAGAUUGGAUGGAAAAUAUGAUAGCUAAAGUAGGGAACCCAGUUGUCAUCCCUGUUGCUACUCAUAUUGAUAAACUCUCGACAGCAGAGGUAGAACGUAGGUGUGACGAUUUGUGUCGGAAGCUUGAGGGUAAAGAAAGAAUGAGAAUACAGAUCCUAGAGAAACAGCUUGAGCGUAUUUUGAAGGAAACAGGAGAAGCUGCAAGAGAUAGGGAGAAACAGAUUAAGAUUCUCCUUCAGAAAAGGCCAUCGAUACACCCAAAACCUGUGCCUGUUAGCUCAGCUAAAUCUCUUGACGGCAUUCAGUAUUUGAAGCAAGUGAUUCUCAACUAUGCUGUGAAUAAAGAACUUUUCCCUGAGGUCGGUCGCCCCAUUCCCAAGGCGUGGGCGGACACUGAAGCUUGUGUAGAAAAAAGGGGGAAUGAGCUUAGCAUUCCCUACAUGACUUGGGAUGACUUCACGGCUUUACUAAAUAAAAAUGUCCCCAAUCUGCAGCCCAAAUCUCGCAUCAAAACAGUGGCACAGUAUCUCCACGACACCGGCAAGAUCCUGUGGUAUUCAGAGAUAGAGUCGUUGAGAAACCACGUGUUUCUCAAGCCAGCUUCUCUUGUAGAUAUCUUCAGGAAGGUUAUCAGGCAUGAUCUUGAAACAUUUCUUGAUUACGGGGCGGACACCUGCUACAGAGAGGCCGAGAUAUCAUCGGCUGAGUUUCGGACGAUGAAAAAUGACUUGGUUAGAAAGGGAAUACUGCAUACCAAAUUGCUGAGGUGUCUGUGGUCAGAUGUUGAAAGAGGAUGUCGCUCGGGAACAUUUGACGAUAUUUUUCAUGUGCUGAUUGAGCUUAUGAGACAGUUUGAUCUUUGUUAUGACCUUGAUGAGAAAGAACAGGUCGUUGAUCCGUAUGGGGCGCAGGAAAGAUUGCCGUUGCCAUGGCGUGUUAAACGUGUCUCAGACAGCAAGACACGUACACGUCACCACAUUUCAGACAGACUUCUGUUACCAUGGCACAUAAAAGACAACUUGGAAUACAUGACUAAGAAGGUGUGGUCGUCAGGAAACACUCCCAUCAUUUCACUUCAGUACCAGUUUCCAUCUUUUAUCCCUCCUGGUCUGUUUGCACGCCUCACAGUGAGAGCACACCGCCCAGAACAUAAACUGCACUUUGUAGCUCAUUGGAGCACUGGUACAUUAUGUAAGCACACACGGAGCAGAAUACUGGUGCUCCUGAGGUUUGAAGAUGCCGAAGGGCUUGUGGUUUCACUCAGUGCUAGACCAGAAAACCUUCCUCAUGGGAUGACUGGUGCAAUAUUUCUGUGGAUGACGUUGAAAGAAAUAAGUGCGGAAAUGGAAGACCUUCUGAAGCAGUGGCCAGGUGUCCGGUAUGACCGAGUAACCGUCUGCCCUGUGUGCCACCGGCCAUCAUUUCCUGGGAACUGGCUACAUCCAAGUUCCAGGUGGCCAGAAGAAGAUGAAGUGAUCUGCUCUCUCUGCGAUAAUAGGGUCCCUGUAGAGUUUCUUGUGCCCUCACCACCAGGACGACGUUUUGCCGAUUAUUCGUACGAGCCAUUAUCCGACCAACAGCUUUUGCGGGUAGCUGGCAAGCUGGAUAAAGAUUGGGAAAGCGUCGCCAUCCUCAUGGACUUCACCAGGGCAGCCGUGGACGAGUUCAAGUACAACAACCCCUACAAUGCACGGCAACAGAAGUUCGCGAUGCUGACAGCAUGGAGAGAUCAGUUGGGACGUAGGGCCACGAGAAGGAGGUUACAGUCUAUUCUCCAGGACGCAGGGGUCGACUAUGACGUGAUAUCAUGUCUUGAUCAGGUGGAAAGGCCCUUUGAGUGGGAAUACGGAGCACAUGGCGGUGUCGUUGACUUUGUUUGAUUACCUAUAAAUACUUAAUCUCUUGUAAACCAAAGUUUUACAAGUCAAACGUUUUACUUAUAAAUCAUCCAAAAAUUAUCAAAUAUAUGCUAUAGUUUUGUCUAUAACAUAAGUAAUCUAGAUCUAACACUGUACAUUAGCCUCUGAGAUAAAAAAUAGCAUGUUAUUCCCAUUGAGGAUGUGAUUGGCCUGACAUUCUGUAUGCUACAGCAUAUCAGUACUAGUAACAUUUAUGCAGUAUGUGCCUCAUUGUUGGGCAGGUCAUUGUAUUAUCGAGCUCUACCUCCCACAUGUUUGUCUGAGUAUGUGUUAGCGUGAAUAAUACAGAAGUGAAGUUUGUAUUACUAGUAUGUAGAACUACAUAGAUGAGCAAUGUAUAGUUAUCCAGCAACUUGUGACUAUAAAUGUAGUUGAAGAAUUUUGAAAAUAUAUUCCUAAGCCAUUACCCUUGUAUCCCAAUUGGUAUGAUUCUGUUUGAUUUUGUAUUGAUUGUUCACAGAUGUACAUGUAUUUUGUAUUAGCAUAGUUUGAUUGUCAUCAAUAUUCCUGAAGUGAGCAACGUGACAUUGACAGACCAAUAUCACUGAAGUUGUAUAUGUUAUAUAUAUACAUGAAUUUCAUGAUCAUAAGAUUCACAAGAACAGUAUUUGUUGUAUCAUUGGGUGUGUUAGGUACAAGUAGAAGAGAAUACGAUAUGAUACGAAGGAGCAUCUUGACAUUGUAAAUAAGCAAAUUAAUGGAAAUAUUGCCACCCAGUACGUGGCACUGUGUAAUACUUGCAAUUUGUAUAAUACAAUCACUGUUGGCAAACAUGACAAUUGUCAUUCUUUUU